Molecule: messenger RNA, 1195 nt
Organism: Gadus morhua (Atlantic cod)
Lineage: Eukaryota; Metazoa; Chordata; Actinopteri; Gadiformes; Gadidae
Product: transmembrane protein 265
Exons: 3
Coding region: 329-721 (130 amino acids)
Cellular component (GO): membrane
Source: RefSeq, a predicted model, not a curated record
AGAGGGAGAGAGAGAGAGAGAGAGCGAGCGAGCGUGCGCGCGUUAAAGGGGCGUGGAGGUUUGGCUUGGUUUCACUCUGUGCUCAGUCUUGUGGAUCAACAACUGUGGAGGAUUAGGAACUCUGACAGGAGGCUUCAAAGAAAACCAAAGGCUCGGAACAAGGCUCUUUGUGGUUUGGUGCCUUCCUGACUUGGACAGAGCUCUAUUUGGAGGGAGUAUUGAACUUAAACGGUCAUUCAAGUGACAGUCGCUCAAGUGACUUUUUUCUUGGUGAGAGACUUUCUUUCCCACUCAAAACCUCCAGCGUUACCAGGGAGUGUACCUGCGGAUGGAUCCAGAAAAGGCUCAAAUAGAAACGGCCAUGCUGAGGGGUGAGGACCAAUGUGCGCCAGCGUCUCCUGGUGGGGGGAACCGCACGGAGACGAAGAGCACGUGCAUCGAGAUCUCCAACUGUAACCUGGUCUCCGCGUCGCUCUGCAAGGACCCUCACUACAGACGGCUGGCCAUCAGCAGCAUCGUGUGUGGGCUCUCCUGCAUCGGCAUCAUGUCCCUCAUCUACUCAGUACAGGCCAGAGAAGCGACGAAUCCUGAAAAGUCACAGAAGCUCUCCAAGCAAGCGAGGAAAUACGGCCUUAUUUCCAUCGCGGUGUGGGUGUCAAUAUUGCUCAUCUUCCCUGCCUUGGUGGUUCUGGUUUCAUACGUGUUGACUUUUAUCGACUGAAGCAGUAGAGCCCUACACGAGUAAAGACUGAAGAGAGCAGCCCAUGAAACAACCCAGACACGGUAUGGGAAAUGGGCUAGCAUGAGUAACUGGUUUAGUGGUAGCCCACUCCAGAACCACUCAGGGUCACGUGACAUGCCAAGGUCAACUUUUUUUUACCGUUUUAAUAUUUUUUUAAAAUAAUUGUAUACGUUUGUUUUUGUAAUGCUAAUAUUUUUUAUAUAUGUACUAUUUAUUUUGUUAUAACAUAAAAAAAAGAGUAAUUAUGCCAUGUAUGUUUCAUUAUCCCCAACCUCUUUCGAGUUCACAAUUGAACAGAGCUGCAAAUGUUUUGAAUAAAUUAAGUGUAAAAGAAAUGUAUAUAUAUAUAGAAAUUGGUUUUUAUUAGGACUUUCACAAAACAAUUCACAACCUCUGACGAAGGUGCUUAUUUGUUGCAACAAAAUUCCACAAUAAAACUUUUCCUGUAUCUUU